ACCGCAUCGACGGUAAACGCUGCCAUUUCAAGGUCAAAACAAGCGGGCUGCCCGUCUUGAAGGGACAAGGAUUGCCCGCUGCUUGGCCGCUCGUGCCGAAGUCUCAUGCUAUGGAUUCUCUACUGCGUACUGUGGUUUGCCUGCCCUACACAGCGAUCAUUCAUAGUGAGCCAGUGGCAACCAGACGCGUUUCGGAGCCCGGCCGAGCUCGUGCGAAGCAAGGGUUACGCGGCCGAAGAGCACGUGACGACCACCGAGGACGGUUACGUGCUGAGCCUGCAACACGUGCUGAGUGGUGGAGGCCGACUGCCUGGAGCACUUCCUGGACCGCCAGUCUUGCUCGUCCAUGGACUGCUAUCUUCGGCCGUCGAGUGGGUCAUCAACUACCCCCAGGCAAGUCACCGAUUCCUGCUUGCCGAUGCGGGCUACGAUGUGUGGCUGGGAAACUACCGUGGCACGCCUUACUCGAGGGGUCACCGAGAGUACAGUGAUAGUGACAGCCGCUACUGGGACUUCCGCCUGGAUGAAAUUGGUCUGCUGGACCUGCCCGCCCUGGUGGACUACGUGCUGGCAAGCACUGGAUGGCCGCAGCUGUUUUUGGUGGGAUUCUCUCAGGGAAACACGGCAGCAUGGGCGAUGCUGGCCGACAAGCCGCAGUACAACAAUAAAAUACUCCUGGUGGUCGCCCUCGCACCCGUUGCGAACAUGACGUUCAUCCGAAGCCCAGUGCGUGUUCUAGUCCCUAUCUCACCUCUUCUCACGGUUCAUCGGCUGACGAAGGAGCGGAGCACAGCGAUCUCGAGGAGGACCCGCGGACUCCUUUCGCCGGCACACCCUCUGAAGAAAACGCAAUCGGCUGUCUGUUCUCCCCUCACGUCAAAGUCGUUGUCCAAGGCGGUGCCCAUUCCGUCCUCCGGCGCUAAGAGUUCUCACGACCACGGCGUGUACGCUGCCACACACAGCGGAAGAGACUACAUUCGAUCGGGCCGCACCAAGCAUUCGGCCUCCGUGGACCACACGUUAAUGCCCGGUGAUACACAGAAACUCAAGAAGAGGCUCAGGCAGUCGUCGGCCGAAGGGCCUGUCACCCCGUUUGCCAGGGAGCGGACACAAGAUCGGCAGGAAUAUCGCGUCGUAGGCAGCGACGUUUAA
This is a messenger RNA of Rhipicephalus sanguineus (brown dog tick), 1152 nucleotides long. RefSeq names its product lipase member M-like. Lineage: Eukaryota; Metazoa; Arthropoda; Arachnida; Ixodida; Ixodidae. The record is from RefSeq and is a predicted model, not a curated record. The transcript is spliced from 7 exons. Gene Ontology annotation, biological process: lipid metabolic process. The coding region runs from base 106 to 1152 and encodes 348 amino acids.